ACGCAAAUGAUAAUUCUAUUGUGACUCUGACUCCUUUACAGCAAGUACAGUAUGUUUGUAAUUUGCCUUACUUGUAUGUCAGCUUGGACAAAAGUUUCUGCCAAAUAAAGUAAAUGUUAAUGUAUUAUCUCUGCAGAUCCACAUGUCCAUAGUCUGAUAUCUACUGAAAGUUAAGAAAUAAUCACAGGCUCCGUUUAUGCACCACUAGAUGGUAGCCAAGAGAAAGGGAUUUCCUGUCAGUUAGGGUUGACUGGAUUCUGCUCUAAAUUUGAAGACAUUUCCAUUAGUGUUGGAUCAGGCACAAGAAGGCCUAGUCUGCAGUCGCCCCUGACCUGCCCCCCCCCACCAACCCUCGAGGCCGCGUGACGCCUGCAGACGUUUCAUAAAGGGGGGAGCCACCGUCCAUGCUUAGAGCCCUGUGUCCCUCAUGGCCGCUCUGGACCUCCCCGCUGGGGUGCUGCUCUCGCUGUUGGCGCUGCUGGCGGCGCUGCUGUUUGUGCCCCUGUGCCGUCGCCGCUGCCCCACCGCACCGCACCUGCCCUGCCUUCCUUCUCUGCCCGUGCUGGGCAGCCUGCUGAGCCUGAGGGGCCGGGGGCCCCCCCACCUGCUCUACGCUGAGCUGGCACGGGACCACGGCGCGUUGUUUGCCCUCUAUCUGGGGCCGCACUACACUGUCGUGGUGAACGACUUCAGGCACGCCAGGGAGGUGCUCCUGCAGCGCGGCAAGGACUUUGCUGGCAGGCCAAAGAUGGUCACCACGGAGCUGCUGAGUCGGGGGGGGAAAGACAUUGCCUUUGCCGACUAUAGCCCUCUAUGGAAGAGCCACCGCAAGCUGGUGCACUCGUGCUUCGCCAUGUUUGGAGAGGGGAGCAGCAAGCUGCAGGCCAUUGUAUGUGAAGAGGCUGCUAGCCUGUGUGCAGACCUGCUGGCGAAGACAGGCCAGCCACUGGACCUCGGGCUGGCCCUGAUGCGAGCCGUCACCAAUGUGGUGUGUACGCUCGUGUUUAGCUCCACCUACCAGCCCCAGGAUCCCGAGCUCCACAGAGUCAUGGACUACAACAGGGGCAUUGUGCAGACCAUUGCUUGUGGAGGAUUGGUGGACAUCUUCCCCUGGCUCAAGAUUUUCCCUAAUAAAGAUGUGAUGAAACUGAAGAAGUGCAUUGGUGUCAGAGAUGAGCUGCUGAACAGGAAACUGAGGGAGCACAAGGAGAGCUACAGCCCUGAGGUUACGCGUGACCUGCUGGAUGCGCUCCUGAAAGGCCAACAAGGCGCAAGGGACGAGUUCCGGAUCACUGAUGACCAUGUCCUCAUGACUGCGGCAGAUGUGUUUGGGGCUGGUGUGGAGACCACCUCCACAACUUUACUGUGGAUGAUCGCCUUCUUACUACACUACCCCGAGGUGCAGGAGCGAAUCCAGCAGGAGCUGGAUGAGCAGAUCGGGUUGGACCGCUCCCCCACACUGGAAGACCGUGGCCGGCUGCCUUACCUGGAGAGCACCCUGUGCGAGGUGAUGAGGAUCCGGCCUGUCAGCCCAGUUCUUAUCCCACAUGUGGCUCUGCAGGACACCAGCAUUGGAGUACACCACAUUCCCAAGGGUACACAUGUGUUGGUCAACAUGUGGUCCAUCCACCAUGACCCACAGAGGUGGGGAGACCCUGGCAGGUUCAGGCCAGAACGAUUCCUGGACAAUGAGGGCCGGCGCGUCUCUCCACCCUGGUUCCUCCCAUUUGGGGCAGGGCCACGGGUCUGCGUGGGCGAGUCGCUGGCCAAACUGGAGCUCUUCCUGUUUAGUAGCUGGCUGCUGCAGCACUUUGCCUUCACCGUCCCACAGGGUGCACCCCUGCCAGACCUCCAGGGCCGAUUUGGUGUCGUGCUACAGCCACAGGACUACAUAGUCUCAGUCACCCCCCGUUUUGGGAAAGACUCUGACCCUCCAGAGAUCAGGGAGGUAAAACCUGAUCCACAGUGAAAAAGCAUUAGCAAAGAAACACACUCCCUGUGACAUUACUGCUGAUGUCUCUGUAAGCAGCAAAAGUGUGAUCUAAAUAUAAAAACAAAAGUAACAACAAGACUCUUGAUGGUUAUUGAAAUAACUGCAUUUCAUCAUGACCCUGACAUAUUCUGGGCAAAUCCACAGGGUCCCUUGUGAGCAGUAAUGACUGACAGGUAAGUCACAAACCAAUUAGAUAAAACAUAAAGACCACCCUUAUGUGAAGCAAAUUUUGUUGACUAUCUCAUAAAAAAAGAUCUGGGACAUAUUAACUAACAUUUGGUACUCAUAAUUGAAACAUUGAAUGCAGAAGAAAUGGACAGGAGUGAAGACCUGAUUUUGACAAUGGUCAAAUCAUUUUGGUCAGAUGACUGGGUCAGAGCAUCUCCGAAAACGUAAGUGUUCAUUGUCAGCUGUGGUGAAUGCCUACCAACAGUAAUCUGAGGAGGGAAAAUCCACAAUCCACAGACAGGGUGUUGGUGAUAUUUGUCGAUGCGAGAUGUGAGCGAAGGCUAUCCUGUGCGGUAUGAACCAACAGAAUGG
Paramormyrops kingsleyae is the source of this 2533-nucleotide messenger RNA. RefSeq names its product cytochrome P450, family 17, subfamily A, polypeptide 2 (gene cyp17a2). NCBI's taxonomy places the organism in Eukaryota, Metazoa, Chordata, Actinopteri, Osteoglossiformes, Mormyridae. The record is from RefSeq and is a predicted model, not a curated record. Gene Ontology annotation, biological process: hormone biosynthetic process; progesterone metabolic process. Gene Ontology annotation, molecular function: iron ion binding; steroid 17-alpha-monooxygenase activity; heme binding.